Molecule: messenger RNA, 1206 nt
Organism: Somion occarium
Lineage: Eukaryota; Fungi; Basidiomycota; Agaricomycetes; Polyporales; Cerrenaceae
Source: the annotation of a GenBank genome assembly
AUGAAGCUCAUAGAACGUGAUAGCUUCCGGUCGCAAACCCAAUGUCCGUGUUGGUUUGGACAGGUUUGAGAUGGUGGUACCAGCCGCGCUAGCCUCCCGCCUUUCAUAUAUAAAGGCACCGGGAAGCCUCAGUUUUAAGUAGACACCUGAACCAUAAUCCCCAUCUGCCUAUCGUAUUUCUUGUGACUUCGUAGCGCACCAUGUCGAAGCCUACUCUCUACACCUUUGGAUUGUCUGUCUGGGCCGCUGUGCCAGAUAUCGCAAUUAUUGAACUGGAGUACCCUCCGGAUGCUAUUGAGAAGAAGGUGGUCAACCUCGUCGAGGGCCAGAACUUCACGUCCGAGUUCCUCAAGCUGAACCCGCACGCCACCCUGCCUACUCUAACCGCUGAUGGAAAGUCCUACAUCAAUACGGAUGAAGUUACCCAUUACCUGGUUGAGCAUGCUCCAAAGAAGGUCGCUCCCAGGACAAGGUCAUUUAUCGAUAGGAUUCACGAGGAUGCGCUUGAUCCCAACUUCCCCAUGCUCGCCGUGCGCAAUGAUGAAGAGCUCAAGAACGCAGCGUCAGGCUUCCCGUUCACGUUUCUCGAAAAUCGUCAAAAGGCUUUGUUAAAGUAUUCGCAAACUCCCGAAGCGGCUCCCUUCAAGGAAUUCUACGACGCGAAGAUCGCUGGCAACGGUGGUGUCCUCGCGAUCUACAAGGGAGAGGUUCCCGAGGAUGCGAAGAAGGGGUUCUUUGAACUUUCGAACAAACAUUGGCAGCAUAUCGCCGACUAUAUUGUAAAGGAGCUUCCUGACUUACUUCCCGCAUCAGGCUUCCGUGGCGGUGAGACCCCAGGUGAAGAUGAUUUCCAUCUCGCUGCCUGGCUCGCUCGUGUUGCCUUUGUUGUAGGCGCGACACCGGCCAAGGGCGGAUACACAGCGUUGGAGAAGGUGCUUCAGGGACCUGUACCUGACAAAGUUGCUGCAUACUGGGAUACUUGGACUGAGCGGCCUGGCUGGAAGCAAACCUACCCUGAUAGCCUGCACUGAUCGUGUCCUAUUCUUCUUUGUUUCUCGUCAUUUAUACGUUGUAUCCAGCAUAUAAAGCCCGCACAACACACUUACCACGAUUAACUCAUCCAUGAUCACCGGUUGGUCGCACAUAUGGUCGCACAUAUAUACAGAAGAAUAUAUAAUGACAGCGCUGGAUAAUGGUCGGUAUUUC